Lucilia cuprina (Australian sheep blowfly) is the source of this 784-nucleotide messenger RNA. RefSeq names its product rho GTPase-activating protein gacF-like. The transcript has 2 exons. Lineage: Eukaryota; Metazoa; Arthropoda; Insecta; Diptera; Calliphoridae. The record is from RefSeq and is a predicted model, not a curated record. Gene Ontology annotation, molecular function: GTPase activator activity. The annotation marks the transcript as partial.
UACAAAAAAAAAAAAGAAAAAGAAAAAAACACAACCAGCAAAAUUCAGUUCGUUUUUAUUUAUCCUACAAAUACGAAAUUUAACAAAACGGAUACAUAUCGAACUAACCGAGAUCCCUCUCCUCCACCCGAUACGGAAUUUUUUGCUACCGCUUCCGCUAGUGACGACGAUUUUAAUAAUAAACUCCAGCAAAACGGCUCCCUCACGAAUCGCAAUUCGAAAUUUAAAUCUGCUAAAAGUAAUAGAAUAGAAGCAGAUUCUAAGCUUGUAAACGAGUUUGCCACUAGUUCAUCAGCAAAAUCAUCAUUAACUACUACGUCACUAAUACCUCCAUUGCCUUCGUCCUCAAUUGAGGAUAUAGUACGUUUUAGUCCAGUUGCACCUUCAUCGGCAUUAAAUAACUUUAGCAGCACGUUUAUCAGCAACAACAACAACAACACGCAAAACAUGGCCAUGGUACGCAAAAAACAAGAUGAUAAAUAUCUGGAAGCCUUGCGUGAGCUAAUCACCACUGGCGGUGGUAAUCGCCAAUGUUUUGAUUGCGGCCAAAAGGGACCCACUUAUGUCAAUAUGACAAUUGGUUCGUUCGUAUGUACUCGCUGUUCAGGAGUAUUGUAAGUGUUUUGUAAAGUUUAUACAUUUUUCCGUAAUUCUUUGUGGCAUUAUGUAAGUAAUUUUCCACAAUUAGUUCUUAUUAUAUAACUUAGUAGUUUCCCAUCGGAGAUUAAAUAAAAUAUCUAGCAAUUGUAAAUUUACAUGGCAUAAACAAAAAAAAUAUCUUAUU